Molecule: messenger RNA, 3364 nt
Organism: Chaetomium strumarium
Lineage: Eukaryota; Fungi; Ascomycota; Sordariomycetes; Sordariales; Chaetomiaceae
Product: glycoside hydrolase superfamily
Exons: 2
Coding region: 145-3204 (1019 amino acids)
Biological process (GO): carbohydrate metabolic process
Cellular component (GO): extracellular region
Molecular function (GO): chitinase activity
Source: RefSeq, a predicted model, not a curated record
CUCUUCCGGCCGUUGCAAGCGUUCUCGUUUGCGUCCUUUCGUUGUGUGUGCUUCGUGCCACCAGUCACUCCUUACCCGACCCGGCCGUUCCUUGGCCCGUCACUCCUUUCUUGUAUACUCACUUAUACUCACUCUCUAUUCGUAAUGCUCACCAAGACCCUGGCCAUCGCGGCCCUCGCCGCCGCCCCGGCGCUUGCCACCCCGGCCGUCAAUGUCUACUGGGGAUCGGGCCCCGGCACUGACAGACUCCGGGACUACUGCGACAGCACCGGCUUUGAGAUGGUCACGCUCGGCUUCGUCAACAGCUCGCCCGAGAACGAUCCGUCGGGCCUGAGGUACCCCGGCACCGACUUCGGCGGCCACUGCGUCGCCGCCGCGUACCAGAACGACGACACCAAGGUCAACUCCCGGCUUCUCAGCCAGUGCGGCCUGAUCUCGGCCGACAUCAGGUACUGCCAGAGCAAGGGGAAGAAGGUCCUGCUCUCCAUCGGCGGCGAAUUCAACCCGCCAAAGGCAAACUACACCGUCUCGAGCGCCGCUGAAGGGCGCCGCUUCGCCCAGUUCAUCUGGGGCGCCUUUGGUCCCUACACGCCCGCGUGGAAGUACACCAGCGGGAUGGGCAAGCCAAGACCCUUCGACGACUGGUAUGAGGGUGAAGGCCCAGAGCACUUCGUGUUUGACGGCUUCGACUUCGAUAUUGAACACAAAUUUGAUGACCAGUCCGGCUAUGUCGCCAUGGUCAAGGAGCUUCGUGAUUUGACCAGCCUGGACACGAGCAAGAAUUAUCUGAUCACGGCCGCACCCGAAUGCCCCACGUCUGACGAAUGGUUCAAGAUGAAGACCAUCAUCUCCCAGAGCCAGUUUGACCAGUUAAACAUUCAAUUUUAUAACAACCCCGUCUGUGAGGGCUCCAAAGUCAACUUUAAGGACUGGACGACUUUCCUCGCAAACACCAAGAGCAAGAAGGCGAAGAUAUUCAUUGGUUUGCCCGGUUCUCCGGCCGCCGCCACCUCGGGCUAUCUCCCGCCGUCCCAGGCAGGCGAUUUGAUUAACCAGUACAAGAACAACCCGGCGUUCGGAGGCGUCAUGGUGUGGGAUGCCUAUUACGGCAGCAAGAACGCCAACGACGGGCAGGCUUAUAUCGACUUCGUCCACGAGGCAGCAUGUGGCAAGCCAACCACGACCACGACUAGCACUGCCCCGACGGCGACCCCGACUGCUUGCGUUCAGACCUACAUAGUCCUCCCGGGCGGAAAUUGCUUUGACAUCUCGAACAAGUUCGGGUUCGACGUGGCUACGCUAAGGAGCCUCAACCCCUGGCUUAACGACGAUUGUUUACUCAACAUCGGCGAUAAGCUCUGUGUGAAGCUCGGCUUCCCACCCGAGACCACCACCACGAGCACGGAGACCUGCACGGAGACCUCCACGGAGACUUCAACCGAGACUUCCACGGGGACUGCCACAGAGACUUCUACCGAGACCUCCACCGAGACCCCCACGGAGACUUCAACCGAGACUUCCACGGGGACUGCCACGGAGACUUCCACCGAAACUGCCACGGAGACUGCCACCGAGACUUCCACGGGGACUGCCACGGAGACUUCCACGGGGACUGCCACCGAGACUGCCACCGAGACUGCCACCGAGACUGCUACGGAGACUGCCACCACGAGCACAGAGACCUCCACGGAGACUGCCACCGAGACUUCGACCGAGACUUCGACCGAAACCGCUACGGAGACUGACACGGAGACUGCCACGGAGACUGCCACAGAGACUGCCACAGAGACUGCCACAGAGACUUCGACCGAAACUGCCACCGAGACUGCCACCGAGACUUCGACCGAAACUGCUACGGAGACUGCCACCACGAGCACGGAGACCUCCACGGAGACUGCCACCGAGACUUCGACCGAAACUGCUACGGAGACUGCCACCGAGACUGCCACGGAGACUGCCACAGAGACUUCGACCGAAACUGCCACGGAGACUGCCACGGAGACUGUCACCGAGACUGCCACCGAGACUUCGACCGAAACUGCUACGGAGACUGCCACGGAGACUGCCACAGAGACUACCACGGAAAGCUCCACCAUCACCUCGGCUCCUGAGACCACUACCACCACGAGCGCUAGUGCUGCCACUAGCACCUCGACUGAUGAUGACGAUACGUGCCCGGAUGACGAGACGAGCACUUCGGCCACGGAGACUGCCACGGCAACUUCCUCGACGACCGCCACCGAGACUGCCACCGAGACAUCCAGCGAGACGGCCACGCAAACGUCUAUCGAGACUACCGCAGUGACCUCCACCGAGACUUCCACGGAGAUCACUACGCCAACGUCUAGCGAGACUGCCACGGAGAUCACUACGCCAACGUCUAGCGAGACUGCCACGGGGACCUCGACCGAAACUGGUACUGCGACCGCCACGGAGACUGCGACCGCUACGGAGACUGCGAGUGAGACUUCCACACAGUCCCAAGUCGGUACCAGCUCGACCACCACCGUGUCGCAGAGCUAUACGACGUCGACGAUCUACACGACGAGCACCUACACCAUCACGUCGUGUGCGCCCACCGUCACGGACUGCCCGGGCAAGGUCGGCCAGGUCACGACCGAGACCAUCGCCGUCAGCACCACCGUCUGCCCCGUGACGGCCACCGAGACGGCGGUGCCCCAACCGACCCUGUCGCUUCCCGCCGGCUGGACCACGUCAACUGUCUACGAGACCACGACAUACACCAUCACGUCGUGUGCGCCGACUGUGACGGACUGCCCGGGCAAGAUCGGCCAGGUCACGACUGAGACCGUCGCCGUCAGCACCACCGUCUGCCCCAUCACCGAGGUUUCCUCCGCCGCCGCUCCCGCUUCGUCCUCGAAAGCGCCCGGGCUCGAGGAGGUGGACUCGACCUCGACGACCAGCGUCACCACCACCCGCUUCACCACCCUGACGGUGCCCAAGCCUGGCUCCACCACCAUCGGCCUCCCCGUCUCCAGCGGCGCGCCGUCGUCCAACCAGCCGCCCGUCCAGUCCUCGCCAGCGGCGUCCUCGUCAUCGUCGUCCAAGCCGGCACCGUCGGCUGGCUUCUCCACCACCGCACCGGCCCGCCCCACGGCUACGCUGCCGGUGACUGCUGGUGCCGGCCGCAACGUGGCCGCCCUGGGUGCUGUGAUGGCUGCUGCCAUGUUCUUUGCGCUGUAAUGGGAAAAGUUGGUGGGGACGUCUAGAUGUUCUCAUUUCUGGGUGGUCUCUUUUAUGCAUUUUUAGGUUUCUUGGGUAGCCUACCUAUGUGACGAGCUUAAUGUAGGAUAUCGCCUUUUCUGUGUGUUUGGAAAGAUUUGAUGAUGUGAGAGAAUUGAAA